AUGAAUAGCUGGUUGGGUUCAAAUCGUGCAGGUGUUGAGCAGCCAGUGAGCAACCAUUACUCGGGCUGGUCCUCAACAGCUGCGAGUCCCGGCAAUCAACUAUCGCCAGGUCGUCGAGAACAUGCUGUACAGCCGCCAUUGUUGACAACAGCACUGAGUGGUCCUCAGUACCAGGGCCUUGGACUGACACCGACGCCUUUAUCGUCAACAUCGUUGUCGAGCCCGUUUACUCACGGUCAAUCACCUUGCGUUCCAUCUCCUAUAAACAGCAGAUCUGUCUCGUCUUCUUCAAUGGCGUCCAGAAAUGCGUACAAUGUACCUUAUAAUCCCCAGGAUUGGGGGCCUCCGGGCAGGUCCCAGGCGCAGGCUCCAUAUCUUCAGCCAGGCACUAUGCAUCGCAUGACACAGAGGAAUAAUCCAGAUGUAUCAUUAUCACCGCCUCCUCCACCAUAUUCACCCCCCAGCAACCAAAACCGUAUAUCCCAGGUCCCUGGUCAGCCGAAUCCUAACUUUACCACCACGCCUUCUCCGCCUGAUAAUAGGGAAGGGGCUUUUGAGAUGCCUGUACAGUAUCAAAGACGCUCAAACCGACCACGGCCAUUAUCUAUGGCUUACCCAUCUGACUCGGGAUCUCAGUGCCAGUCGCUGCCUCCUCCGCCUCCUCCACAGGGUAGAUCUGUUUCCCAGAGCAGAGUUGAGUAUCAGGGCAUGCCCUAUAAUGACCAAUCCACGCAAUAUAAUGCUUCAACGAAUCACAGGCCUACCUUGUCAUAUUAUGAACAGGGUCAAUCCUCAUCCGGAUUCUCAGAGCACAUGUCUGCAACACCUGCCCACUUAGAGACUCUCUCCCGCCCACCUGCAUCUCGAAGAGCUGCAUCUGCUGGAGCUGUUAUAAGCAGUGCAGGUUCAUCAAGGACGACGAGUCAUUCGAGAACACGAUCGCCGUCAAAUAGUAACUGGGAGCCUGGGAUGCCACUUCCCCCACCACCACCAGGUCCUCCUCCCACUGCGAGGUCUGUUAGCGUGAGUGGCUCAUCGGAGUCCUCUAUGAGAACACCACAGGGAUCGGCCAGGACGGCGAGAAGGGUACCUCCCGUACUAGGAACAGGACUGGGAAGUAUCCCACCUACGCCAGCUGACUGGAUAGACGAGGGAUACUUGAACAGUCGACCAACAGAGAAUCUUUCCGUUGAUACGGCAAAAGCGGCUAAAGCACCAGAGCCAACGGACCAAGAUUCGUCUAAUCAAAAAACUCCUGGCAGUGGUGGUCUGUUCCGCAGCUCAGCGGUACGCGAUCCAAGCGCCAAGGGCAUCCGUGAAAGGCGGAUUGAGCGACGCAAUCGGCAAAGCCAAGUCUUCGAACCUCCCAGUGCAAUAUCCGCAACUGGAAAUCCUUGGGCUGAUGCUCUCGAGCAAAUCAAACCAUCGAAUCUCGUUCUACCAGAGAACAACCCAGACCAAGAUCGGCAUCCAACGUACACCCAAGCCCCGCUCAGUACCCGCAGCACUAGGUCAGAAGGACAACAUACUGCCUCACGGUCUCGAGCAUCCUCCAAUGGUAUCUUGCCAGAACAAUCGCCGUACCCAACUCCAAGACAGCAGCCCAGUUCUGCCGGUCCCUCGGCUACUACGUUUGCACACACGCCUCCAUUUUCGCCAAAUCCAAAUGGAGCGAGCUCUGCGGCGUAUUCUAAGGAGGCCAGCCAAGCAGUGCCACCAAAAGCACUACCAACCCCGCCUCUAAAUUCAGGAAAAGAUACCCGGCCACGGUCACGCUCUCGUGCUCCCUCUCGAGGAACGGAAGACCGUCCACUCUCUCACAUUCUUCAUAUGCCCAAUGAAGCGGUCUCAAUGAUGAAACCCUUGUCACCACGUCGAACGCCAGGUCAGCAACCGCUGCAGGUAUCAAUGGAAUCAGUCCUUAGACAGGAUCCUGCUUUCCUUCAGGAUGCCAUCCAAAGACACAAGUCCUUUAUUGAGAAGGAAGCUAGCGCUCAUGAUGAGACAGAAGCCUUGAAACUAUUCGCGGACUAUAUGCUUGCCGAAUCUCAGAUUCGGCGCCAGCGGUACUCCAAGGUCUGGGAAUCUUUCCAAGUUGAGGAUGUGCGCCGCAACCUCUUCGAGUUGCCUCCCAAGCAAGCACCACAGCCUAAACCACAGCCUAAACCUCAGCCAAAACUAGAUAUCCCACAGAAUCGAGCAGGUCGACCCGAAUCUGCGUGGUGGAACAAUUAUCAGCCUUGCCUGUCACCCAUUGCCAGCCUGAAUAUGAGCAACGAUGAGAGCUCGCGAGGUCGUGCCCCCAGCCGCUGGUGGGAGUCUGGAACCGGUUCCAGUGGUGAGGGGCCCGAAAGAAGACUCCAACGAUCGAAGCGAGAAUCAAAGUAUAUGGGCCUGCCUCGGGAGGCCAUGCAGUGGGACCAGGAGCUGACUCCUUCUCAGCCUAAAGAUGUGAGCAUGAACUACGGAAAUACAAAUGGACCUGAUGAGUACCCACCCGAGAAAGUCGGUUGGCAUGCGGGCUCUUCACCUGCAAAUUCUACCGGGACUGGGUAUCGCUAUGAAAGCCGCGAUUUGGACAUCUCGCGGUUAAUCACCCUACCCCCACCUUAUCCCCGCCACCACCCUGCUGUGAAUAACAGUCAUCCCGAAUUGGUCACCCAUCGAACUACUGUACGGUCGAUCACCGAUCUCGCCGAGAUAAAGACCACUAGGCAUCGGUAUAGGGCUGAUGUGGAGCGAAUGCUUCAAGAGUACAAGCAACAAGUCGACGAGGGUUAUCGCCAAUUCCGGUCCAACAUUCAAAGCCAAAUUCAAGAGGGUAGCCUCACCUUUGCAGAGGCCGCAGAGGCAGAAGCAGCGAUGAUCGUCGCGGAGAAUGAAAGAGAACGAGUAAUGGUUAAACGUCAACUUGACACCUACCAGGAGACCGUGCUCAAACCAAUGAAUGCUAUUCUCGUGGACAGAAUCGGCAGGGCAACAGCCUGCAUCGACCAGCUAAGCAGUAUGCUUUCUGACGAUGCACAAAGCGGAACACCCGAUCAAACUCAGGAAGAAGGCGAUGAGAAGCCGGAGCUUCUGGAGAAAUUGACCCAACUAAAAUGGCUCUUCGAAGCGCGUGAGCAGCUCCACCGCGAGUCAUUCGACCUAAUCAGCGACCGCGAUGAUAAAUACAAAGCUGUCGCGUUGCUGCCCUACAAGCAGGCCAAAAACGAAGACAAGCUGCGAGAAACGCAAGCGUUUUUCAGCCAGGACUCGCUGGACCGGCGCGUACAGUACGAGAACGAGGCGCUGGGUCGACUCGAAUCCUUCCUGAAUGUCAUCGAGCAGAAUGUCAUGCGCGGUGUAGAAGUGCAGUUAUCAGCAUUCUGGGAUAUCGCCCCAUCUUUACUGGCGCUUGUGCAACAGGUGCCUGAAGACCUACGCGGGUUCCAGGUGCAGAUACCCGCGGAUGAAUACAAAGAAAACCCAAGCUAUCAUGAGCAUCCGCUGCAGUAUCUAUAUACGCUACUAUCACAUGCGGAGAAAUCGAGCUAUCAGUUCAUCGAGUCGCAGACGAAUCUGCUUUGUCUCUUGCACGAGGUGCGGUCUGCUGUUAUGCGGGCUAACCAAAAGCUGGUAGAGGCGCAACGCAUCAAGCGCGGAGAGACAGAGGAAGAUGUGCGUCGGGAGAUGCAGGAGACUCGCGCAGAUGAAGAAUUGGCUCUUACGACCGAUCUUAAAGAUAAGGUUGCUACUGUUGAGGGUCAAUGGACCGAGGCACUGGGGAGCCAGAUUGAAGGAUUGAGGGAACGGGUGAAAGAACAGCUUGUCAGCGACGAUGGCUGGGAAGAAUUGGAACAAUUGGAGGAGUAA
Molecule: messenger RNA, 3855 nt
Organism: Penicillium paradoxum
Lineage: Eukaryota; Fungi; Ascomycota; Eurotiomycetes; Eurotiales; Aspergillaceae
Exons: 3
Coding region: 1-3855 (1284 amino acids)
Source: RefSeq, a predicted model, not a curated record